This is a messenger RNA of Acanthosepion pharaonis, 456 nucleotides long. The record is from the annotation of a GenBank genome assembly. NCBI's taxonomy places the organism in Eukaryota, Metazoa, Mollusca, Cephalopoda, Sepiida, Sepiidae.
AUGCAAAUUAGGUGGAUCCUACCACAACACUAUCUAUCUAUCUAUCUAUCUAUCUAUCUAUCUAUCUAUCUAUCUAUCUAUCUAUUUCAGUCUGUUCAUAUCUAUUUCAAUCUGUUCAUAUCUAUCUCAGUGGAGCACUAUUCUUUCCUCUCUUUUAGCGUUAAUGAAGACACAAACGCGAUCGAAUAUUUACGCAUAAAGGCUCCCCAAUCAUCGCAGGUGGAACACCAUUCGUUCCUCUGCUUUCUCGUUAAUGAAGAUUCAAAAGCGAUGGAAGAUUCAUAUAUAACGUCUCUCCAACCAUCACAGGUUGAAUACCAUUCUUUUCUCACUUUUAGCAUUAAUGAAGAUGCAAACGCGAUAGAAUAUUUACAUAUAACGUCUCUCGAACCACCACAGGUGAAAUACCACUCUUUCCCCUCUUUUAGCGUUAAUGAAGAUGCAAAAUCGAUGUAA